AGAAAAGAAAAAUCGUCUGAAACAGGAAGAGAAGAAAAACGGAGUCGAUUUACGGGUGUGACAAAGCCAACACGACAGGAGUGGAAGAACCGGCCUAACCUCCACACACACACACACACUCACACACUCACACACACACACACACACACUCACACACACACACGCCGGCCUGAAGGUUUAACCGCUGAGGACCGAGCAGAAAGCAGAGUGAUGUCCCGACAGGGCUGGAGUUUCUCCUCGCUGCGUCUGAAGAGUAAACGAACUUCAGAAGACAAGAACGUGUUUCAGAGGAGAGGAAAACUCUUUUCUUCUGUUAGAGAAGAUCACAGACAUCAAACAGUUAAAGGAGGUGAAGAUGCUGCUGCUGCUGAUGAGAAUCAUCACUUCUCCUUUGAACCUGACAGAGUUAAAGGUCAGCUGGUUGGAGCCGAGGAUGAGGAGCAGAGCAGAGGAGCGAUGAAGAGGCUCAGCACCAUGUGGAGCUCCUUCAGGGGCAAAACCAGCCGAGAACGAGGUCCCAAAGAGCCGGACUCUCCGCUGACCCCUGGUCUGCCUCUGGUGGACGAAAAGCCUCGGGAGCAGCGCUACGUCAGCGGCCAGUUCUUCUUCGAGUACCUGGUGGUGGUCAGUCUGAAGAAAAGCAAAACGGGAGCGUACGAACCCCAGAUCUCCUACCAGUUCCCCAAGAAAGAUGGCAUGGUACGAUUCCAGAAGGAGGAAGAGGAGAAGACGCUGAAGGCCAUCACCCUCUUCUGCUUCCCAGAGGGCAUAAACUGGGCACCGCUGACCGAAUAUCGCAGUGAGACGUUCUCGUUCGUCCUGACGGAGAUAGACGGCAGCAGGAGGAACGGGUACUGCCGACGCCUCCUGCCUCAUGGGAAUGGUGCUCGCCCCCCAGAGGCGUACUGCAUCAUCAGUAAAAUCGCCUGUUUCGGGCUCUUCUCGAAGAUCUUCGAUGAGGUGGAGAAGAGGCGUCAGAUCUCCAUGGCGAUGAUUUACCCCUUCAUGCAGAGUUUACGUGAGGCUCAAUUUCCCGCUCCGGGAAACACCGUCAACAUCAAGAGCUUCAUCCCCGACUCCGGCACCGAGAUCAUCAGUUUAACCAGACCCACUGAUUGGUGGUUGGAACACGUGGAUUUUCGGACGUUGUUCCGGUGUUUAUCAGACGAGGAGGUGCUGCAGGUUUUCGCCUCUACAGUGUUGGAGCGACGCAUCGUCUUCAUAGCUGAGGAACUCGGGACAUUAUCUCAGGUGAUCCACGCCGUCUCCGUCCUCCUGCACCCGUUCAUCUGGCAGCACACGCUCAUCUCCAUCGUCCCAGAGAUCCUGAUCGACGUGGUCAUGGCCCCGACGCCGUACCUGCUGGGGGUUCAGAAACGCCUCGCCGAUCAGGUCAUCGAUCAGGGAGACUUACUGACUGUCGACCUGUCAGAAGGCAGGAAGGAAACGUUCAUCAAAAAAAUCGGUGAUGAGGACUCCAUCCUACCACCCAAACUGAGGGACGAGAUCCUGCAGGUGCUGAAAGCUCGGAGUAACACCGCCAGUCUGGAGGAGCUGAACCAGAUCGUUCCUGAGGCGUUCCUGCCGUUCUUCAUAAAGACAGUGGGCCACUUCUCCAAACACAUCGACAGACAGAAGCCCGACGAACCGGGUCACUUUCAGAAGAGGAACUUCUGCAAAGCCAUCGAGUCCAGAAGCACUCGACAUUUCGUUAAGAAGUUCGUGCAGACGCAGAUGUUCGAUCUGUUUAUACAGGAAGUGGAGCAGAGACCUGCAACUCAGAACGGAAUUUUCGAACGAAAGAUCGCCGAGUACCACAAAAAGAUGAGAGAAAAGACGAAGAAACACUAGGACUUUUUUAUUUACACUGAAAUUAAUCAGUAGCUGUUAAUAAUUAUUCUGAAUGUAGAUAAUAAAAUAUCAGUUAUUUAUCUGUAAUGUGUUUUGGAAUUGAAUGUGGGUGUGUGAUGUGUGUGUGUGUGUUUUCAUAUAAUGGAUGGUUUUAAUCACUGGAUUGUUUUAGUUCUUUAUUAAUGUUGAUAAUGUGUAGAAAUAAAACUGAGCCAGUGUUCAAAUAAA
This is a messenger RNA of Trichomycterus rosablanca, 2079 nucleotides long. It is a transcript of the gene dennd2da, whose product is annotated as DENN/MADD domain containing 2Da. The transcript has 16 exons. Lineage: Eukaryota; Metazoa; Chordata; Actinopteri; Siluriformes; Trichomycteridae. Gene Ontology annotation, cellular component: cytosol; nucleoplasm. The record is from RefSeq and is a predicted model, not a curated record. Bases 211 to 1851 code for a protein of 546 amino acids.